Molecule: messenger RNA, 354 nt
Organism: Necator americanus (New World hookworm)
Lineage: Eukaryota; Metazoa; Nematoda; Chromadorea; Rhabditida; Ancylostomatidae
Exons: 1
Coding region: 1-354 (117 amino acids)
Source: RefSeq, a predicted model, not a curated record
AUGGAAAGAUGUUCUCCUGUUCUUAACAUUGCCAAUGGAGUGGAUGUUGGUGAAGCAGCCUUUCCAAUUUGGAGGGAUCAUUUCAAGACCUUGCUGAACCACCUAGCACCGUCAGCUCCUGAACUCGAGCACGUUCAUAGACCGACAUAUGCGGUUAACGAGGAGCCACCGACCGAGUCGGAGGUUCUAGUCUAUAUUCAAAAAAUGAAGGAUCGAAAAUCUGGUGGAAACGACAGGAUUAGCGUAGAAAUGCUAAAAUAUCUUCCUCCGUCUGUGAUUCGUAAAAUGACCAAAAACCAUCUGUUCAAUAUGGAUCGACAACAGGAUGCCCCACUAGAGGAGACACUAUCAUAA